AUGCCGGGGUGCAUCGUAAAUAAAACAAGUGAGCGCCGCAAGAAAGAGACAUACGGGCCGCGCGACGCGCGCAACCGAUUCGCAUUGUGCGGCCGGCGGGCGCCCGAGAAUUCUUAUUUCGAAUUUCGAACAGCCGGUCUCCUUCCGCAUAAUGACGCGGCGAUGGCAGCUGCUUGUCCAAUCGCGGCGCGCCGCGGCCCGCCGUGGGAGGACUGGCGCGCCGCGAUUGGCCGACGCGCGCGCGCUCUCCGCCAGAUUUGGCGGGCGCGCCACCGCCGCAGUCGCGAGCGAUUGUCGAUUGUCGCCAUUGUACCGGGCCGGCGACGGACGCGGCGUGAGGGCAUUCGCGAUAUCACCGCUAUCGGGGCGACGGAUCGAUCUGUUUGUGUUGUGCCGGCGGACGGCGAGCUGUUCGGAAGCAGGCCGCGCGGCGACAACGUGGAUCUGGAACUGCACCAACGUGCCAGCGGUCACUUUAUGAGAAAUUUGUCAGUUACGUCAGCGUCGGGCCUAAGACAAUCCGCGCGUCUGUACUCGCCGCUGGUCAAACAGGCGAUCAUGUGCGCGUUUGCACAAAGCGUUAGCGGCGCCGCGGGCCGAAGCGAUCACAAAGAGUCGAAACCCAUAAAGAUAUGCUACCCUGGUACA
Molecule: messenger RNA, 648 nt
Organism: Iphiclides podalirius (scarce swallowtail)
Lineage: Eukaryota; Metazoa; Arthropoda; Insecta; Lepidoptera; Papilionidae
Source: the annotation of a GenBank genome assembly